This is a messenger RNA of Zymoseptoria tritici IPO323, 1934 nucleotides long. RefSeq lists its product as uncharacterized. The record is from RefSeq and is a predicted model, not a curated record. Lineage: Eukaryota; Fungi; Ascomycota; Dothideomycetes; Mycosphaerellales; Mycosphaerellaceae. Gene Ontology annotation, molecular function: isocitrate lyase activity. The transcript has 3 exons. Bases 217 to 1830 code for a protein of 537 amino acids. Gene Ontology annotation, biological process: carboxylic acid metabolic process.
GACCAGACCUCACCUAGGUUACCGUCUGCAAACUAAAACAACCAUCUUUCUUUCUUCUUCCUGACCGCUCUACCUUUCUUCCUCCUCACACCACAUUCAUCCCUCACCACAACCACCACCAGGAAGACCGCAGAAGGCCAAUCCUACACGCUGGCGGAACGAUUAAAGUCCAUUGUCUCCUCCAUCUCCAACGCCGUCCAUCAACACACGCCCAGCAUGUCCGGCUCCGACGCAGAACAGGCCAAGUUCGAGGCCGAGGUGAAAGAGUUGAAGCAAUGGUGGCAGGACCCAAGAUGGCGUUACACUCGCCGUCCCUACACCGCCGAGUCAAUUGUCUCCAAGCGUGGAACCAUUGCCAUUGAAUACCCCAGCAACCAGAUGUCCAAGAAGCUCUGGGAUUUGGUCGAGACACGCUUCAAGAACAAAACCGCCAGCGCCACCUACGGAUGUCUCGACCCAGUAAUGGUCACUCAAAUGGCCAAGUACCUCGACACCGUCUACGUCUCCGGAUGGCAAUCCUCCAGCACGGCCUCGGCCUCCAACGAGCCCGGUCCCGAUCUUGCCGACUACCCAUACACCACCGUCCCCAACAAGGUCGAGCACCUGUUCAUGGCCCAGCUCUUCCACGACCGCAAGCAGCGCGAGGAGCGCCUCAGCACACCACCUUCGCAACGCUCCAAGGUGGCCAACACCGACUUUCUCCGCCCCAUCGUGGCCGACGCCGACACCGGUCACGGAGGUCUCACCGCCGUGAUGAAGCUCACCAAGCUCUUCGUCGAGAAGGGUGCGGCAGGGAUCCACAUUGAGGACCAAAUGCCCGGCACAAAGAAGUGCGGCCACAUGGCGGGUAAAGUCCUCGUCCCCGUCAGCGAGCACAUCAACCGUCUCGUCGCCAUUCGCGCCCAAGCCGACAUCAUGGGCGUGGACCUCCUCGCCGUGGCCCGCACCGACUCCGAAGCCGCCACCCUCCUCACCUCCACCAUCGACCCCCGCGAUCACUCCUACAUCCUCGGCGCCACCAACCCAGCUCUCCAGCCUCUCAACGACCUCAUGCUCGCCGCCGAGGCCGCAGGCAAGUACGGAGCCGAACUCCAAGCGGUCGAAGACGCCUGGAACGCUCAGGCGGGGAUCAAGCUCUUCCACGAAGCCGUGGCCGACACCGUCAACGCGGGCGUGCACGUCGACAAGCAGGGUCUGAUUGACGCUUUCAACGCGCAGUCCAAGGGCAAGUCCAACGCCGAGCAGCGCGCUCUCGCCAAAGGUCUCACUGGUGUGGACGUCCACUUCGACUGGGAUUCCCCCAGAACCCGUGAGGGAUACUACCGCUACCGCGGAGGUUGCCAGUGCGCCGUCAUGCGCGCGAACGCUUACGCUCCGUACGCCGACAUGAUUUGGAUGGAGAGCAAGCUGCCCGAUUUCGCGCAGGCGAAGGAGUUCGCUGAGGGUGUGCACGCCGUGUGGCCCGAGCAGAAACUCGCCUACAACCUCUCCCCCUCCUUCAACUGGAAAGCCGCCAUGCCCGCCGCCGAGCAAGAAACCUACAUCAAGCGCCUCGCCUCCCUCGGCUACUGCUGGCAAUUCAUCACCCUCGCCGGUCUGCACAGCACGGCCCUCAUCUCCGACCGCUUCGCGAAGCAGUACGCCCAGAACGGCAUGCGUGCCUACGGCGCCAUUGUGCAAGAGCCGGAGAUUGAGGAGGGUUGUGAAGUCGUCACGCACCAGAAGUGGAGUGGUGCGAAUUAUGUGGAUGGUUUGUUGCAGAUGGUGCAGGGUGGUAUGAGUUCGACGAGCGCCAUGGGAGCGGGUGUUACGGAGGAUCAGUUCAAGUAGAAUUUUUUGAUGGAAGAGAAAGAGGGAUAUUGGGUAUUUGUGGAGGAAACUUGGAAGAUAGCGAGGUUGCAUGUAACACAAAAUAUCGACCGUCAAGUUUUCCG